Paramecium sonneborni is the source of this 1134-nucleotide messenger RNA. NCBI's taxonomy places the organism in Eukaryota, Ciliophora, Oligohymenophorea, Peniculida, Parameciidae. The record is from the annotation of a GenBank genome assembly.
AUGAAUAUUCAUUAGAAAUUAAGAUCUGCAUCAAAUGAGUUUCUAAGAAAUAUCAAAAUAAAUGAUAACUAAUAAUCUUUUAUAAUUGGAGUUGUUUGUGGAUAUUUUAUAUAACAUAAAUAAGAUAGUUUAAUAUCAACAUUGAUUGAUUAGAUUAAAGCUAUUCAAGAAAUGAUUACUAAUAGAUUAGUUAAUGUGAAGCAUUUUGAUGAUAUGGUACAAUCUUUAAUAAACAAUCUUGAAAAACCCUAAAAUUAUGAUUUUUAAUAAGGUGGAGGUACACCAAUAUUAAAUGAAGAUUAUAAUUAAUAAAAAUAUUCAAUGGAUGAUCCGAAUGAAGAAGCUACACUUGCAUUAAUAAAGUAAUUAUAAGAGGAAGAUAAAUAAUAAGCUUAGAAAAAAUAAAUAGAAGUUGAAUAGGUAGAUUGUCCAAUUUGUUUUUCUAAUUUGAUGGAGGAAGAUGUAAUGCCUUUAGAAUCAUGCAUUCAUAUUUUUCAUAUAAAUUGUCUUAAAGAAUUAUUAUUAUAGGGUAUAAAUGAAAAGAGGAAAUAAAUAACUUGUCCAGAAUAAAAGUGUGGAAAAGAGAUCGCUAUAAAUGAUAUAUCACAUAUUGUUGGAAAAGAUAAAAAAGAAGAGUUUCUUAAUUAUACACUUAAUAAAUUUGUUGAUGAUCAUGCAACAGAUAUGUCUUGGUGUCCAACUCCUGAUUGUCAAUAUGCUUUUGUUUUAGGAGAUGAAGAUGAUAAUAAUCAUUUUGAUUGUCCUUUAUGCAAAAAAUAAUAUUGUUUAAAUUGUCGAGUUAUUUUUCAUAAAGGAUAAACUUGUAAAGAGUAUUAAAUUACAAACACUAGAGAUUAAAAUGAUGUAAAGUUUGAAAAGUUUGUUAAAGGUCAUAAAUUUAAAAUGUGUACAAAAUGUAAAUUUUGGGUUGAAAAAAAUUAAGGAUGUAAUCAUAUGACUUGUCGAUGUGGUUAUGAAUUUUGUUAUGUUUGUGGAGGUAAAUACUUAUAAUGUGAAUGUGUUGAAAAAUAAAAAUAAUAAUAAUAAGAAUUUAUACGAUAAUAAUAACUUCGCAUUUAAGAGUAAAGAUAAUUGAAAAAAUAAUCAAAAAAAUCUGGAAAAGGUAGAAGAUGA